This is a messenger RNA of Juglans regia (Persian walnut), 4206 nucleotides long. RefSeq names its product putative disease resistance protein At4g19050. Gene Ontology annotation, molecular function: protein binding; ADP binding. Lineage: Eukaryota; Viridiplantae; Streptophyta; Magnoliopsida; Fagales; Juglandaceae. The record is from RefSeq and is a predicted model, not a curated record. The transcript has 2 exons. The coding region runs from base 132 to 3923 and encodes 1263 amino acids.
ACCAAGACUUGAGAAUGACUAGUUUAUAUGCUUGUGACUGGUGAGAGUGCUUGCCAGUUGCAAAACUCUGCUUCAUUCUUGAAUGUUCGCAGCCGCUUCGCUUUAAGAUUGAGCCGAAAGUUGUGUCAGAUAUGGCCUCAAGGACUAUGGUCGGACAGCAACAAAAGCAACAAAUACUAGGCCUGCUUGACAAAGAAGUGACAACCAUUGUUCUUGUUGGUGGUCCAGGGGUAGGGAAAACAGAGAUGGCUAGGCUGAUCAGAGAUGAUAUCAACAAGGAGUCGUGUUAUGGUACUCUUUGGAUAUCUAUGAAUAAAUAUGAUGACAAUUCCUUUUAUAGAAAUAUUGCAUGUCAGCUGUCUGUGCGUUCCAGUACUGAGUAUGAAGAUGAUGCCAGAACUGACGAGACAAGACCAGAGAAGGAGAAUGUGAAAGCACAGAUACAAGCAAAGCUUACUCAAAUGAGUUCUGAAAAGCGUGCAAUGCAGUACGCAAAGCUUAAUGAAAUGCAGAACGCAAAGCUUAAUGAAAUGCAGAACGCAAAGCUUAAUGAAGUGCGUUCUGUAAAGCUCAAUUCCAAGGUAUUUCUUCUCACUAUUCUGGAUGAUGUUCGCAGCAAGAAGGAUGAAGUGAGAGUUUUGUCAAUGUUAAAAGCCCUGUUGCCUAGGGAACCAGAAAGUUCACUAAAAGUUAUAAUCACUAGAACAGACAGAUUGAGCAGCAAGGGGAUGGCAAAAGAUACCGAGAAUGAGGUUUCAUCCGAGCAAAAGGAGGAGACAGAGAUAAGGGAAGAGAAACCCUCAUUGGAGGGAGAGGGAGAGAUGGAUGAAGGGGAAGUAUUCGAGAUUAAACCCCUGUCUAAGGAUGAGUCAUGGGCUUUAUUUGCUGAUGUUGUUUGCAACUUGGACGAUUUUAAAGCAAGCAUUGAGAAUAUUGCCCAAAACUGUGGGGGUCUACCACCUGCCAUAAUCAAACUGGUAGCAGCAGCCUUAAAGCAGUCCGGAGCACAUAAUUCGUGGGAUUUGAAGAAAAGUGCUCUACAAGCACUCAAGGAAGCAGAAACAUACGAGGAAGUAGAUCAAUGCAUAAGGCGACUAGUGCAAUAUGGGAUUGACAUGUUGCACGGUAGUGAUAUGUCCUUGUCCCCAGGAAAAGAUGCAAAAAAUAUGGUUUUGGUCAACUGCUAUUGGCAUAGCUGGGAAUUCUUUAACAAACAUGGUUCAAUUCAUCACAGUGAAUUGAUCUUGAGCUGGAUAUUGGAAGGAUAUUUUGAUUCUGAUAAAAAUGUUAAGGAGGCAUAUGAAGAGGGGCAUCACAUUAUGAUGAGGCUUUUAGAUCUGGGCUUGCUGAAAAUGCAAGAAGAUGGUCUUGUUAUCAUUGAAAAACUGGCCCAUACGGUUUGUGAUACUCGCCGUGUUGGAUAUGAACAGACAUCACGUCUAGGAUUGGCUAGAGUGCUUGGGAAUGGCAAUUGGCAAGGUUUUGGGAUAAUUACUCCUGCAGAAGAGAUGAUAAAGACGCCGUCCAGUUCUGGAAGACAGAAUAAGGUUUCUACUCUUCUCAUUGAUGGAAGUCGUCUCUGUAGGCAAGACCCCGGUACAUUCUUCCAGCCAAUGAAGGGACUCCACCAUCUUGCCAUUUUCAAUCCCAGGUUCAAGUCAUUACCUUUGUCAGUGCCUAAAAUGGACAAGCUUCAGAUGCUGGUCCUCCGAGGUUGUGAUCAGUUGCAGGAAAUUGAUGGGAUCCAAAACCUAAAAUCAUUGACAGUUCUGGAGAUAUCUGGUGCUAGCUUCUUGAAAGAAAUCCCAUGUGUUGUUUUCGAGCAAAUGACUAAUCUUCAAAGUCUUAGGUUGCGUGCAGUUCCCAUCGAAUCACUACCUUCCUCUCUUUCUAACCUGACUAAACUGCGUUGGCUCGUCCUUAGGGAGUGCUCUUCUCUUAAAGAACUGCCAAAACUAAAAGCACUUGAAAAUCUUGAGGUGCUGGAUCUUUCUGGUGCUUCCUCUUUGCAAACAAUUAAGGACAAAAUUUUCUCACCGUUGCUGAAACUUCAGUCGAUUGAUUUCUCCCGUACCCAGAUUAAAAGAUUGCCAAUCCUUCGCGACCUUAAAUAUCUCACUCAACUGUUUUUGCGCACCUCUCAGUUAACUAGACUUCCCAUCCUUGCGUCCUUAUCCGCUCUCCGAUGUAUUGACCUUUCAAAUUCUAAGGAGUUUAAAGAACUCAAAGAGAACUUUUCAGAGAACAUGGACAGCCUCAAAAUCCUUAAUUUAUCAAAUACUGGAAUCGUGGGUUUGCCUUCCAAUUUUGGGAACCUUCCAAAUCUUGAAUUGCUUGAUCUUUCUAAUACCUCUAAGUUGGCUGAAAUCCCAGAUAAUACCUUCGAAAAAAUGGGAUCCCUCCGUCAGCUCUUUCUGAGUCGCUGCUCAUUAAGAAAAUUGCCAAAAAUGGAAGGACUUAAAAGACUUGAGGUGCUCGAUCUUUCAGAUUGCAGUGGUUUAAGAGUAAUGGAAGAUUGUUCUUCCCAAUCUUCUGAAGAACCUUCAGUGGAGUCUUUGAAAGAGACGGAAGCGGAAUUCUUGAAGCAUAUGAAUCACAUUCAAGUUCUGAACCUAUCAGGAACACGAAUUGUAGUUCCUCCCAUUUCCAACCUUGCGAACCUCUCCAACCUCACUCAUCUUUUGCUUCAAGGUUGUUCUCUCUCAGAAUCAGAGCCAAAUUGUGGAAAUUUUACAAAGCUGGAGGUUCUGGAUCUUUCAAAGACAGGCAUUAGUUCUCUGCCAUCAGCUAACAAUCUUGUAAGCCUCCGUGAGCUGAAGUUAAGAGAUAAUCCUAGUUUAAAGCAGCUGCAGCAUCUGGAAUCAUUGAAAGAUUUGGAGGUUCUUGAUUUGUGGGGGACUGGAAUCCAAGAAUUUCCUUAUGAGAUCUCAAAAUUGCCUCUUUUAAAGCACCUUGAUCUGCCCAAGGGUAUUCAAGAAAUUAAAUGGAAAGACAUAAAGUCCUUACCAGAGGAUCUAAACUCGGAUGAAUGCGGUAUCUUUGAGCACAGUGAAAACAGGACUUGCAGGUUGUUUAGGGGAGACCCAAUUUUUAAAGAGUUGAAGAGACAGCCUGAGUACUGUGCGACAUGCGACGAUGGAUUUCCCGUAAAAGUUCUCUCUUUUAAAGAGCAAGACAGAGCUGGAGAUAUCUAUUGGCAGAGAGUUGAACCCUUCUUCAGAAAAAUUUACUUCAAGACUAUUUCUCUUCCUCCCAAGGAUGGUGGCCAAUAUCUCGAAAUCCUUGGAUUUCAUAGUUUUCCUGCUGGUGUGGAGGAUGCACUCAUGAAAGCUGAAUAUGUUUCUUUGAUUGAAAAUAAAUUCAUCACAUGCUUGUCAGAUUCAGGUGUGGGCACUGUGAAGGCAAUGAAAGGUUGUUGGCUGGAGAGGUGCACAGAAGUGAAGACUAUAUUUUGUGGUGAAGCAGCAGAAGCCGGAAUGAGGGGAAAUCUAGAGAUUCUUUGGGCAUCCUACCUCCCGAAAUUGGAGAGUCUCUGCAGUGAGAAAAUGCAAAGUGAAGGCUUUACAAAUCUUGUGGAAAUAUAUCUAGAUUGUUGCCCAAAGCUUAAAUAUGUUUUCCGCUCUUCCCAGCUUCCGGACAAGCUUAAGAUCCUACAAAUCAAAUUCUGUGAUGGAUUGGAAACACUGUUUGACAGCCCCUUAGAAGGGCAUCAACUGCAGAAUUUAGAGAAACUGCAUCUGGUGGAAUUGCCGGAGUUGACUAGUAUCGGGUUGCCAAUGUCAAGGAAUAAUAUUAAGGAGAUAUUUCCGUCUCUGGGGGAAGAAAUCAAAGUCAAGGAAUGUCCAAAACUGGAGAGGUUAGAAGUAGAAGAAAUUCGUAAGGUUGGUGGAACUGUAGAAAAUAUGGAGGAAAUUGAUGUUUGAUGUGUUAGUGGCUGAAGCGGGCGAAAUGCUGAAAGUUAGAAGAGCAGGCUGCUGCUGGAUUUGCGAAGGUCUCUAACGAGCGUUAUCACGUCCAUUUUUGAAAGAAACGUGUAUGUUAUAUCGUGUUCUGGCUUUCCUCUGUGUGUCUGUUUUUGAACUGUUCGAGUUCAUUUUCUUAUCCUUUCUUGAUUUGUUUGCAUGUGUUAUCUGUCGUAGACUCGAUUAUCUUCUACUUCGUACUAUGAUUAGAAUUAUAACGUUGUAUGUUGGCUGAUUUGUUCAA